Molecule: messenger RNA, 1359 nt
Organism: Aricia agestis (brown argus)
Lineage: Eukaryota; Metazoa; Arthropoda; Insecta; Lepidoptera; Lycaenidae
Product: zinc metalloproteinase nas-6-like
Exons: 6
Coding region: 1-1359 (452 amino acids)
Biological process (GO): proteolysis
Molecular function (GO): metalloendopeptidase activity; zinc ion binding
Source: RefSeq, a predicted model, not a curated record
AUGUUCCGUGCUGCGAUAGUUCUGUGCUGCAUAGGGCUCGCCCUGGCCCUGCCUCCUGUGUCCAGGAGCAGGGAGGAUAUCGAAGCCUUCAGGAGCUUCUUGGAGAACUCUAGGACCAAUGAUGGGUCCUACCUCACCCGCGCCCGCUUCAACCCCCGCGCCAACGCUGAGGAGAUCAGUGGCAAAUACCAGGGCGACAUCCUGCUGGACGACUGGCAGGUGGAGGCCAUGAUGCAGCAGUACGCCACCGGCCGCAACGCCUACAUCUGGCCCAACACCAAGUGGCCCAACAACACCGUGGUCUGGGAGUUCGGAGAGGGAGAGUUCGGUCCCCUGCAGCAGGCCGCUAUUGAGGAAGGUAUCGCUGACAUCGAGCGUCAGACCUGCGUCAGGUUCCGUAAACGUGAGGGGGACGAGCCCGUCUACGUGCGCCUUACUGGAGAACCUAGCGGCUGCUAUGCUCACGUCGGCUACUGGCAGUCCCGUGGUGUCCACACCCUGAACCUCGCUCGCAACUACCCCGGCGUCGGCUGCUUCCGCCACGCCACCAUCGUCCACGAGUUUAAGCACAUCCUCGGCUUCCUCCACAUGCAGUCCACCCACAACCGUGACGACUACGUCCGCAUUGUUACGGAGAACCUCAUAUCUGGUACCGAACACAACUUUGACAUCUAUGGCCCAGACCUAGUUGACAACCUCGGCGUGGAGUACGACUACGUCAGUUGCAUGCACUACGGGCCUUAUUCCUUCACCGCCAACGGCGAGAUGACCAUUGUUGCCCUGCGGGAGCAUGAGGGAAUCAUGGGACAGCGUGAUUACAUAACUGACAAGGACUGGCUCCGCAUCAACAGACACUACAACUGCCCCGGAGCUUGGGACGAGAAAGAGGAGAGCGAGGAGAAGAGCGAGGAGAAGAGCGAGGAAAAGAGCGAGGAAAAGAGCGAGGAAAAGAGCGAGGAAAAGAGCGAGGAAAAGAGCGAGGAAAAGAGCGAGGAAAAGAGCGAGGAAAAGAGCGAGGAAAAGAGCGAGGAAAAGAGCGAGGAAAAGAGCGAGGAAAAGACUGAGGAGAAGAGCGAGGAAAAGAGCGAGGAAAAGAGCGAGGAAAAGAGCGAGGAAAAGAGCGAGGAAAAGAGCGAGGAAAAGAGCGAGGAAAAGAGCGAGGAAAAGAGCGAGGAAAAGAGCGAGGAAAAGAGCGAGGAAAAGAGCGAGGAAAAGAGCGAGGAAAAGAGCGAGGAAAAGAGCGAGGAAAAGAGUGAGGAGAAGAGUGAAAGCGAGGAGAACAAGAGUGAAAGCGAGGAGAACAAGAGUGAGAGCGAGGAGAACAAGAGCGAGAAUACCGAAGAAGAAAACGAAGACUAA